Vigna radiata var. radiata (mung bean) is the source of this 2039-nucleotide messenger RNA. RefSeq names its product leucine aminopeptidase 1-like. Gene Ontology annotation, cellular component: cytoplasm. Bases 129 to 1865 code for a protein of 578 amino acids. Lineage: Eukaryota; Viridiplantae; Streptophyta; Magnoliopsida; Fabales; Fabaceae. The record is from RefSeq and is a predicted model, not a curated record. Gene Ontology annotation, biological process: proteolysis. The transcript has 10 exons. Gene Ontology annotation, molecular function: manganese ion binding; metalloaminopeptidase activity.
GGCUACCACAAGAGAUAGAAUAACGACAACCGCGAGCGCGAGUGCGAUGCACUGUCAAGAAAGCCACCCGUCACACCACAUUACCACUUUACCCCACGAUAAAUAGAUAGACCUUCCCACACCCGAAAAUGGCAUCCAUAGUUGCUGCCUCCUCUGCAUUCUCAACUAUCCUCACUGCUCAAUUUCUCAUUCCUUCUUCGUCUUCUUCUUUCUUUCUCAAAACACUCACUCGAAGGUCAACUGCGCCGUUACUCCGUCUUUCUCUUACGUCACGACGACCACUGCGUAACGUCAUGGCUUACGCCACCCUUGGUCUCACUCGCCCUUCCAACACCGAAACCCCCAAGAUUUCUUUCGCGUCGAAGGAGGUUGACGUGGUGCAAUGGAAAGGAGACCUGCUCGCGAUUGGCGUCACGGAGAAGGACUUGGCGCGAAACGCCGAAGCGAGAUUCGAGAACGCGAUUUUGAAUUCCGUGGAUUCGAAGUUGGACGGAUUGUUGGCCGAGGCUUCCACCGAAGAGGACUUCACCGGCAAACCGGGCCAGUCCAUAGUUCUCAGAAUCGCUGGUGGACUUGGAUCCAAGCGCGUGGCCCUGCUCGGCCUCGGCGCGUCCGCGUCCACCUUCGCCGCGUUUAAGUCUCUCGGCGAGGCUGUUGCUUCUGCCGCUAAGUCCGCCCAGGCUGGCCACGUCGCCGUCUCGCUUGCCUCUCCAGACGCGUUUUCCGUGGAGUCUAAACUUAAGACAGCUUCUGCAAUAGCAUCUGGGACUGUGCUGGGAACUUUUGAAGAUAACAGGUACAAGUCUGAGUCUAAGAAAUCGUCACUUAAAUCAGUGGAUAUUAUCGGGCUUGGAUCUGGGCCUGAAUUGGAGAAGAAACUUAAGUUUGCAGCAGAUGUUUCUUCUGGAAUCAUUUUUGGAAGGGAGCUUGUGAAUUCUCCUGCCAACGUGCUAACGCCAGGGGUAUUGGCUGAAGAGGCAUCAAAUAUUGCUGCAGCAUAUAGUGAUGUUUUUACUGCCAAAAUAUUAGAUGCUGAGCAGUGCAAGGAAUUGAAAAUGGGGUCCUAUCUUGGUGUCGCUGCAGCCUCAGCAAAUCCUCCACAUUUUAUCCAUUUGUGCUAUAAACCACCAAGUGGACCUGUAAAUGUCAAGUUAGCAUUAGUUGGAAAAGGUUUGACUUUUGAUAGUGGUGGUUACAACAUCAAGACCGGACCUGGCUGUAUGAUUGAACUCAUGAAAUUUGAUAUGGGCGGUUCUGCUGCAGUUUUUGGGGCAGCAAAAGCUCUUGGUCAAAUCAAACCUCUUGGAGUGGAGGUUCAUUUUAUAGUUGCGGCUUGUGAGAAUAUGAUAAGUGGAACAGGUAUGAGGCCUGGAGACAUUCUCACAGCUUCAAAUGGAAAGACUAUAGAGGUCAAUAACACAGAUGCAGAGGGUAGGCUUACUCUUGCAGAUGCUCUGGUGUAUGCUUGUAACCAGGGUGCUGAAAAGAUAGUGGACCUGGCAACAUUAACUGGGGCCUGUAUAAUUGGUCUUGGAUCCUCAAUUGGAGGUGUGUUUACGCCAAGUGAUGACCUGGCAAAAGAAGUUUUUGAAGCUUCAGAAGCGAGUGGGGAGAAACUAUGGAGGUUGCCAUUAGAAGAAAGCUACUGGGAGUCAAUGAAAUCAGGAGUAGCUGAUAUGGUGAACACUGGUGCUCGUCCAGGUAGUGCUAUUACUGCGGCUCUUUUCUUAAAGCAGUUCGUUGAUGAGAAGGUUCAAUGGCUGCAUAUUGACAUGGCUGGUCCAGUUUGGAAUGAAAAGCAGCGCUGUGCAACAGGAUUUGGUGUUGCUACUUUAGUAGAAUGGGUUUUGAAGAACGCAUCUUAAAUCGUUGAAAUCUUGUCCAAUUGUAGUUUGUUAUUAAUUAUGAAUGAGUUAUCUGAAGGGAUAUAAAAGGUGUGGCAGCUUUUAGGUCUAUUACAGUGUGUGUAUUUAAACAUAUAUGAAUAAAUACUGGUUAAUCGACUUCAGUCUGUUUGUUAAUACUUUUUGCUUCGGUAA